GUUGGCGUUUGCUGGACUAUGUCUGUAUUUUCUCCACUUUCUGAUAAUGUUCUGGUGAUGUUUCGUAUUUCCUCAACGACGACGUCAAGUUGUGAGACGUUAUCAGUUUGAGUUUUAUCACUGUUGUAAUUUUAGUAAUUUAUUGUAACAUUAAAAGCUUUUUAAAGAGUAUAAAUCCACAAAAUAUUAUACUUACAAAGUAAAUGUUUAGUAUUUUAUUGCCUAUAUCAUAUUCAGCUUCAUGGUAGACAUGCCAGAAUAACAAAGAAGUAACUACGUUAGUUUUGUUUACAGGCAGCACAUAAACACAGGCUUCUUUGCACGAGACUCCUCCCAGUGGUUGAAUCAUUGCCUGCUGUUUUCAGGAGGAGGGACAAUUUUGGAGUUUGGAGCUCACAGACUGGAGUUCUUCACAGUAAAGGAAGAGAGUUAGAGGGAAAAGAGAGAGAGAGAGAGAGAGAGAGAGAGAGAGAGAGAGAGAGAGAGAUAGAGGAGGAGAAAAAAGUCCCAAAGAAUGUUUUUCUCCAACUGAAAAGAUCCCUGAUUGGCUGCCUGGCUCUUUUGCUUUGAGACUACCCACUUCCUCCACAGCUCAGCAGUUGUAGUUUAACCUCCUUGGCCCCAUGCACGCUCUCUCAGCAAACCAUGUGAUUUUUUGAGCUUGUCUAAGCUUUGCAGCCUUAACAGGGCACCUUUAUCUGCCUACUUUCUCAGUCAAACUGGAAUAGUCACAGCAGAAUCCAGUGAGACCAGUGACAUCACUCUGGUCUUAGAGUUGCACAGUUUCCAGUGACAGCAGAGGAGUGAGGAGUGGCUGUGCAGAUUUUCACAGACGUGAAAAAAAAGUAGCUGGACAUGUUCUCCGCCACUGCCACAAUGCUCCGACGAGGAGCUUGGAGAAACCGGGACAGUCAUUGCACCGUGGCAACCAUUGUCUCCGGCAAAAAGACCUCACAACAUGUGAAGGAACGACUGAAGAAGGAGAUUGCUGAGAUGAAGAAUCAGUUACCAGGCUUCAGGCCAGGCCUGGUUGUGUUGCAGGUUGGGGACAGAGAUGACUCAAACCUCUACAUCAGUAUGAAACUCAAGGCAGCAGCUGAGAUUGAAAUCAAUGCAAACCACAUUAGGCUUCCGAAGACAGUCACAGAAGAUGAAGUUCUACGCUGUAUAGUUGCAGUCAAUGAGAAUCCUGAAGUCCAUGGUCUCAUUGUACAACUGCCCCUUGACUCCAUCAAUGCAAUAGACACAGAAAAAGUGACUAAUGCUGUGGCCCUAGAGAAAGAUGUUGAUGGCCUGACCAGUAUCAAUGCAGGGAAGCUGUCUCGUGGAGACCUGGGGAGCUGUUUCAUCCCAUGCACUCCUAAUGGCUGUAUGGAGCUCAUCAGUCAGACCGGUGUGAGUGUGUCUGGGAAGAAUGCUGUUGUGAUUGGCCGCAGUAAGAUAGUUGGAGCUCCAAUGCACGAUCUGCUUUUAUGGAACCAUGCCACAGUGACCACCUGUCACUCAAAGACUAUUGACCUUGCUGAAAAGGUGGGCAGAGCAGACAUCUUGGUUGUGGGUGCUGGCAAAGCUGAGAUGGUGAAAGGAGAGUGGGUGAAGGAGGGGGCGGUGGUCAUAGACUGUGGCAUCAAUCACAUACCAGAUAGCAGUAAACCCAGUGGGAUACGUGUAGUGGGAGAUGUGCACUAUUCCUCAGCUAAAGAGAGAGCUGGAUUCAUCACCCCAGUGCCUGGUGGUGUAGGACCCAUGACUGUUGCCAUGUUGAUGAAGAAUACAGUUGAAAGUGCAAAGCGGUUUCUGCAAAAAUACAGACCAGGGAAGUGGAGUAUAGACUACACAAAGAAGAAACCCCAAAGGCCUCAGCCAAGUGAUUUUGCAAUCUCCUGUUCAUGCCCGAGCAAACCAGUCGGUCAGCUUGCAAGAGAGGUUGGCCUGUUUUCUGAGGAAGUGGUGCCAUAUGGCAGGAGCAGAGCUAAGAUACGACUGGAUGCCCUGAAACGUAUGGAGAAACAGCCUAAUGGGAAAUAUGUGGUUGUCACUGGAAUUACUUCUACUCCAGAGGGCGAGGGAAAACAAACAACUGCUCUUGGGUUGGUUCAGGCCUUAGGGGCCCACCUGGAAAUAAACUCUUUUGCUUGUGUGCGAGAGCCUUCUCUAAUAUCCUGUUUUGGUGUCAAGGGGGUUGCUGUUGGAGGUGGAUACUCGCAGGUUAUUCCUUUAGAGGAGGUCAGCCUUCAGCCUUCAGGCCACAGUGAGGUCAUCUGUACUGCUAGUAGACUGGUUAUGGACUCCAUUAAAGCACAUGCUCACUUUGAGACCAAGCUAUCUGAGAAGGCUUUGUUUGAUUUAUUGGUUCCUCUUAGAGACGGUCAAAGAUCUGUCUCCACAGCCCAGCUCAACCGACUAAAGAAACUGGCCAUUGAGAAAUCUGACCCCUUGACCUUCACAAAGACUGAGAUAAGAAGCUUUGUCCAACUGGACAUUGACCCAGACACCACAACAGAUUGUGUCUCCUUGGAAAAUGAGAUCAUGGCUGUACUGUCACUAAGCAGCAGUGAGGAGGACAUGCAGAAGAGGCUGACCAAGAUAGUAGUGGCUACAAACAGAUCUGGAGAUCCUGUUACCACAGAGGAUUUGGAUGUCAGUGGCACAUUGGCCAUGCUAUUGAAAGAUGCACUACAACCCAUCUUGAUGCAGACUGUAGAGGGUACACCAGUGUUUGUUCAUACCAGCCCAUUAGCAGACUUUGCCCAUGGCAGUGCCUCCAUCCUGGCAGACAAAAUGGCUUUAAAAAUGGUUGGACCUGAUGGAUUUGUAGUCACUGAGACUGGUCAUGGUGCUGACAUUGGCUUGGAGAAGUUCUUCAACAUUAAAUGCCGCUAUUCAGACCUGCAGCCAGAUGUUGUAGUGAUGGUGACAACCAUUCGUUCCUUGAAGAUGCAUGGUGGUGACCACACAGUCCAAACAGGCUUGCCCCUUCGAAAAGAGUAUUUACAGGAGAACCUCAAGCAUCUAGAGACAGGCUGUUGUCACUUGAGGAAACAGGUGGAAAAUGCACAAGCAUUUGGCUUGCCAGUUAUAGUCGCUGUCAACAAAUUCAGUUCUGAUACCGACGCUGAACUGCAGCUGGUGUGUAGCCAGGCGAGGCAGGCUGGUGCCUUUGAAGCAGUGCAGUGCACUAAUUGGUCUGAGGGGGGCGCUGGAGCGCUGAAUCUGGCCGGUGCUGUUCAGAGAGCUGCUCAACAACCCAACCUGUUCAAGUUCCUUUAUGACCCACAGAUUCCAGCUGUCGAUAAAUUAAGGAUCGUGGCAAAGAGGAUGUACAGUGCGAAGGAUAUAGAGCUCUCUCCAAAAGCUGUAGAGAAACUUGCGCUUUACACAAAACAGGGCUUUGGGAAUUUGCCGGUUUGCGUAGCUAAGACACACCUGUCUUUGAGUAAUGACCCCAUGCUAAAGGGGGUACCCACCGACUUCAUCCUUCCCAUUACAGAUAUCAAUGUCAAUGCUGGAGCUGGAUUCCUCUGCUCUCUGACUGGCUCGACUAAUACAGAAGUGGAUGAUCCCAUGUGGCCCUGUUUCCAUGGCAACAACCUUUACAGUGACCGAAAGUAGCUGGAUGGUUACUUGCAAAGUGGUCAAACUGAACUCGGUUGAAUUAAUGAUCAGUCAUACGUAUUAAUUUUGAAGAAAACUUUUAUUUUAAUAUGGCUAAAUUACUAUGUACAAGUUCAUGAAGACCCUUAAGUUUAAUCAUGGCAUAAGUUUUUGGCUCUAUGGUCACCUGGAGUCCAGGUGUGUUCACUCCUCAAGCAAACAGUUCGAUGCUCUCUCACAACUACACCCACUGUCCUGUUGUGACAGGAAUAGUUCACCCAAAAAAUGUAAUUCUCUUAUUUUUUACUCACCGGCAUACCAUCCCAGAUGUGUAUGAAUUUCUUUCUUCAGCAGAACAUCUCACAAAGUAAGUGAAUGGUGAUCAGACCUUUGUAGCUCCAAAAAUCACACAAAUGAAACAAAGUAAUCCAUAUGAAUAUAGUGUUUAAAUCCAUGUCUUUAGAAGCAAUAUAAUAGGUGUGGGUGAGAAAUAAUAUUAAAUCUGUUUUUUUACUCUAAAUCUCCACUAUAACUUUAACUUUCAGAUGCAAAAGUGAAACUAAACAGGCACCACAUGUGACUUUCAGAUGUAAAAGUGAAAGUGGAGAUUUAGAGUAAAAAAGGACUUACAUUUUGAUCUGUUUCUCACCCACACCUAUUUUAUCACUUCUGAAGAUAUUAAUUUAACUACUGUUUUAUGGAUUACUUCUAUGUUUCCUUAAUGUGAUUUUUGGAGCUUUUAAGGUCUUAUCACCAUUCCCUUGCAUUGUGAGGAUAUACUGAGCUGAGAUAUUUUCUAAAAAUCGUUGUUUGUGUUCUGCUGAAGAAAGAAAGUCAUACACAUCUGGCAUGGCAUGAGGGUGAGUAAAUGAUGGGAGAAUAAUUUAUCAUACCACCACACAAAGUUCAUUCAUCAACCUUUCAAAAUUAGUACAAUGCAACUUUAAAAGUUUUUAUCUUAUGUGAAAACAGUUACUUUAAUUAUUAUUCAACUGUUUUAGUAUAUUUCCAAACUAUCAAUUGUUUUGCUGCGUGCAGCCUCAAUAUUGAAUGAUAAGAGAAUGGUUUAUUUGAGGAAUUCUUCACUCCAUAUAUUGUUUUUACACUGUGUCUUGAAUGAUACGAUAUUUUAGGCAUUGAGCCAUGACCAAGCCUUAGCAUCACAGAUGUUGUGACAAGACCUAAUUGUCUGUAUGAUUCUUAUCAGUCUGUUUAAUUUUUAAGAAAUUGCUGUCAUGAUCUGAUUGUGUCAGCUUUCUGUCAUUACCCAUAGCAUGUUUGCCAGUAUUAUUUAAAGAGACAUUAGAAUGUAUAAUGUGACACAUUGAUUCUUUUUAGAUAGUUUGGUCUCUAUACAUUUAUUCUACAUGUUUAUCUGUGCUAUCCUCUCAAACAAACAAAAUAUCUUGUUGUCUAUUCAUUAAGUUCCCAGUAACUAUAGAUACUUAGCUGACAGCCUCAUUUGUGGCUAUAAUAAGAUAAUUGUACAUUUGUCCAGCUUGUUAGUCCAAUUUAUAUUUAGCCUCUUGUCUUCAAGACAUGUAUUACCCAGAAGCCAUUGCUGCCAUCCACUAAUCAAUGUUCACUCUCAGUAAUCUAUAAGUGUCCUUCCCAGACACCUGGGCUGUGAUUAAAUCAUGUGUGACUAAGGAGAUAAGCUGUAAUACAAAUAUGUUAGGGAAACAGAAAACUCUCAUCUUUCACUUUUAUAUCCAUUUAAACCACACUUAAAUUCCUCUUUGAUUUUUGUGUGUAUCUACUACAAGGCCAAAAAUGUUAUGCAGUGUUGAAUUGUAUAAUGAUUGCUGUUAAAUAAACUUGAUCAUUUAAAGUUGUUGGAGUAUUUCAGGCUCAGGAGUUUUUGUUUUAAAUGAUUGACACUUGCUGUCUUGAUAUUUGUUUGCAAGUUGUUGUUACCAUUAUGAUUUGUGCAAAACCAGUUGCAAAAUACAGUAUAGUAUGGCAUACAGUGUUUUUGCAUUAAAUUAUGGCAUCUCGAACAUGUGUGAAACCAGUGGUGUAGUAGUGUCUGAAGAGAUGGGCAUACUGUGAAAUAAAUAAAUAAAAAUAAAACGUGCAAAAUAUUCAUAUAUUUAUAUUU
Xyrauchen texanus (razorback sucker) is the source of this 5695-nucleotide messenger RNA. RefSeq names its product C-1-tetrahydrofolate synthase, cytoplasmic-like. Gene Ontology annotation, biological process: tetrahydrofolate interconversion. Bases 856 to 3612 code for a protein of 918 amino acids. Gene Ontology annotation, molecular function: ATP binding; formate-tetrahydrofolate ligase activity; methylenetetrahydrofolate dehydrogenase (NADP+) activity. Gene Ontology annotation, cellular component: cytosol. NCBI's taxonomy places the organism in Eukaryota, Metazoa, Chordata, Actinopteri, Cypriniformes, Catostomidae. The transcript is spliced from 27 exons. The record is from RefSeq and is a predicted model, not a curated record.